Messenger RNA from Plectropomus leopardus (leopard coralgrouper), 1627 nucleotides. RefSeq names its product iodothyronine deiodinase 1 (gene dio1). Gene Ontology annotation, biological process: thyroid hormone metabolic process. Lineage: Eukaryota; Metazoa; Chordata; Actinopteri; Perciformes; Serranidae. Gene Ontology annotation, molecular function: thyroxine 5'-deiodinase activity. The record is from RefSeq and is a predicted model, not a curated record.
UUUUAACAAUCAGAUGGCAGCAGGCGCCGUGAAAACGGGAGUCCGCCAGCAAGGAGCGAGCAUGUCUCUCCACAGAUUGAUGGUCUAUUUGUCGUCAGCAUGCUUGUUUUGCUACAUGAUAGGAAUCACCCUCAUGAUCUGGGUUAUGCAUUUUAUUUCACCAAGUCUCACCAAGAAGCUAGUCCUCAAAAUGGGUGAAAAGAGCACCAUGACUCAGAACCCCAACUUUAAGUAUGAAGAUUGGGGUCUCACGUUUGGAUCUAUGAAUUUCAUAAAAGUCGCCUCUCACCACAUGUGGUUGUCUCUCGGACAAGAGGCGUUUGUGGGGGGAGAAGCUCCGGACACACCUGUAGUCACCAUGGAGGGGAAGAAAACAAGUAUCUGCAAGUACUUGAAAGACAACAGACCGCUGGUGCUGAGUUUCGGAAGUUGCACCUGACCCCCGUUUAUGUACAAACUUGAGGAGUUCAAGCAACUCGUCAAGGACUUCAGCGAUGUAGCUGACUUUCUGGUGAUCUACAUCGCAGAGGCACAUUCAACAGAUGGCUGGGCCUUUACCAACAACAUUGAUAUCAACCAGCACCAGAACCUGGAGGACAGGCUGUCUGCAGCACAGAUCUUGCUUCAAAAGGAGCCCCUGUGUCCGGUUGUUGUGGACGAAAUGAAUGAUGUCUCUACCAUAAAGUAUGGCGCUCUGCCUGAGAGGCUCUACGUGCUUCAGGCUGGGAAAGUUGUCUACAAGGGGGGCGUUGGGCCUUGGUCUUACGAUCCGAUGGAGGUGCGUUCUUUUCUGGAGAAGAUGAAAUAAGAAGGUUGUUUUUCCAAGUCAUAUUUUUGCCAUCUGACUUGGUCGUUAUGUGGAGGAGGGCUCUGUUUUGCAGCAGGGGGUGGGGGUGUCAACACCGUAACAAACAUGUAAUACUGAUAUAACACAAUACCAUCCUAGUUUUUUUUUUGUUUUAAUCACGACUCAGUUCAUCUUCAUGUAGUUCUGUAGCUGCUCUCUGGCAUCCCUUACAUCAACCAUUGCAUAAGUAGAAAUAUUAUAAGCCCUCCAAACUUGCACUAAUAUUUCUUCAAGGCUCUCCUGUGCUCCGAAAACACUGAAAACUGUCAAUCUCUGAGCUCGCCUCUCGGUGUUUCUUAAUGGCGGCUGCAGAUUAAACCGUUUGGCCUCUGUAGCCAGAAAAAGUGAGACCCGGAGAGAAAGCCCAGUCACGAGUUUGUGUUUGAGGUAUCACAUCACAUACAGGAGAUGUCACCUAAUAUGUUGUCUUAAUUCCAGAAGACUUUAAGUCAAUGAACGCACUUGUUUUCCACUUCUUUUGCAGGUUCAGUUAUUUAGUCAGCAUUGUAAAGUGUAUUAACUACACUAUAAAUGCUCCAGGGUGAUUUCACCGCAGGCUGCUUUUUAUAUGAUGAUUACAGUGUAAACCAAACCUCUGGUAACUGUACUCUGAUGAAGGAUUCCCUGAAAGUUAGCCUUCUCUGAAUCAUUCAGGAGCAUUUAUGAUGAAAUCAUCUUCUUACAGAGUCUGCAUUUCCUUUGAAUGUUCUUAUGUCAUAAUAGAAAUUGUUUCUUUUGCAUUAAUAAAGAAUAACCUGGUAAAGCUGCGGCAUCAAGUUA